Messenger RNA from Thelazia callipaeda (thelaziosis nematode), 999 nucleotides. NCBI's taxonomy places the organism in Eukaryota, Metazoa, Nematoda, Chromadorea, Rhabditida, Thelaziidae. The record is from the annotation of a GenBank genome assembly.
AUGAAUACGACAACUGAGGAUAACUGGUACCAUAAACCCCUCAGUUCUUCUGAUAUUAUUGCUGGUGGAUUACUUUUUUGCUUUGCAAUAAUAUUUCUAUCACUUUAUAUUUUCACUGAUAUUAUCUUAUAUCGCAAGUCUAAUAUUAUUACGGGUUUUUACUUUUUGCUAAGUGCGUCCAUCGCUAAUAUAUUGUUAUUACUAAGUUAUUCUCUCUGGCCAAGUAUUUUUAUCUUAUUCAAAAAACAUUAUCCGGAAUGUGGGAGACGAAUAUACCAGUUAUACAUGGAUUGGAUAUGGUUCUCCAUGUGCUACCACAUUCCGCUCAUCGCAUGGACUCGUCUUUCAGCCAUCAGUCACCCAUUAAGAUUUCGUCUACAGAAAUCGUCUUCAAUUUAUAUUUCUUGCAUUUUGUGCUAUAUUAUCAGCUUUUUACAAUCUAUGAUAAUCUAUUUUCAACCGUGGUAUGUCACUUUUUAUUACGAAGCAAGUGCAUAUGGUAUGGUACCAGAAAAUGUGGAACAAUAUUUGAAAGGUGGCAAAUCAAUGUUUUUCAUCAUAUUUCAUUCAAUUAUCAUCGGUACUGCAUUUAUUUUUUACAGUAUUGCUGUAUUUCUGUUACUCAAACGUCGUAGACGCCAAAUUCGAAAUAUCAUAUGGUCAACUAAUAUUUUCGCAAGCUGUAAAAUGUCACCAAAAUCAAAUCGUGUACCUUCAUGUACACGUAUGCCAAAUUCUAUGCGAAUUGAAAUAAAGACUGAAUUAAUGCUCAAAUUCAGAUUAAUCUCACCAUGUAUAUGCAGUACAGUCAUAUUCAUAAUUGGUCAAAUUGUGAUAGUACAUGGAACUGGCAAGGGUCGCUGGGCAACUUGGCUUAUUCUCGUACUUUUCACUUUUACGGCUGCCAUCGACCCCAUUUUAUUACUUAUAUUUUCCAAAUAUAUAAGGCAAGUUAGCUUCACUUUUUUAUUCAUUAUUUUUUGCAGAUUUCUAAUUUAA